AUGGCCAUUACCAGCACGCAGGGAUCUCCUCUCACAAGCACGGGGGGAAAUAUUUCAUCCCUCCCCUCAGAAACUUGCUCUCUGGGCCUGGCCCGUGAGAGGCUAAAUCUGGAUGCAGCUGGGUUACCUCCGAAAGUGAUAGAGACAAUUCAGAACGUGAGGGCUGCCUCGACACGUUCUUUAUAUAAUCUCAAAUGGAGGGUGUUUGAGGGAUGGUGCGCCGAUAGAAACAUUGUUCCUUUCUUGUGUUCAGCUUCGGAUGUGAUGUGCUUCCUACAGGACCUUCUGGACAAGGGCAGAGCCUUUUCUACAGUUAAGGUUUAUCUGGCCGCUAUCUCGGCAUGUCAUGUGGGUCUUAACACGGGUACUAUUGGCCAACACCCUCUCGUCUGUCGAUUUAUGAGAGGGGCAUGUAUCGAAGUAUCGAAGCUGCUGGUCCCGCCUUGGGAUUUGUCCAUAGUUCUGAACGCGCUCUCAAAAGCCCCUUUCGAACCCAUUGAUAACAUUGCCUUGAAGCUGCUCACUUUGAAGACGGCUCUGUUACUUGCUCUCACUACAGCAAAAAGGGUGAGUGAGCUACAUGCUUUAUCUAUUCACUCCUCAUGUAUGAUGUUUGCUCCGGGGGGUCGAAGAGUAACUUUUAGACCUAACCCGGCGUUUGUGCCUAAAGUGUUUGAUCACGCUGGUGCAGUUCAAUCAGUGGACCUGCUAGCUUUUCAUCCACCGCCCUUUUCAUCCCCAGAGGAGGAGAGGUUACACAGUUUAUGUCCGGUUCGUUCUCUGUAUACGUAUGUUCAGAGAACCUGCACACUUCGUAAGAGCAAUCAGCUUUUUGUCUCAUGGGCUGACUCUUACAAAGGAAAGCCUAUCUCCCGUCAGCGUCUUUCCCACUGGGUGGUGGAGGCUAUCGUGUUAUGUUACAAUAAUAUGAAUAAAGAGCCCCCAAUAGGAUUACGAGCACACUCAACUAGAGGUAUGGCUACAUCCUGGGCUCUGUUUAAGGGCAUUUCUAUUCAAGAAAUUUGCGCGGCAGCCAGCUGGUCUUCUCCGCACACAUUUGCUCGUUUCUAUAGACUGGAUGUGACAGAACCAUCUCUGGCCCACUCAGUUCUGGGAGUGAGUAGUCAGGGGGUAUAAUGCAAUUUAUUAAGGGGAGUAUUCCUUUGCAUUCUGUUUCACCUCAGUUGGGCUUUAUGAUUCAGAUAAUAACCUACUCUUUCUUUAGUCUGCUUCGUCAGCAUAUCGGCAAUACGGGAGUGGUCUAUAUCCCAUAGUGAGA
This is a messenger RNA of Onychostoma macrolepis, 1279 nucleotides long. RefSeq lists its product as uncharacterized. The transcript has a single exon. Gene Ontology annotation, molecular function: DNA binding. Lineage: Eukaryota; Metazoa; Chordata; Actinopteri; Cypriniformes; Cyprinidae. Gene Ontology annotation, biological process: DNA integration; DNA recombination. The coding region runs from base 1 to 1137 and encodes 378 amino acids. The record is from RefSeq and is a predicted model, not a curated record.